AUGUACGGAACGUACCACCAGCACGGUCGGCUAUCGGAGGAAGAGGUACUGCAGGGCAUGCUGAGACAGCGGCACUGGUACGCGAAGCAGGACCCUCACCAUGGAUACCAUCACUCGUUCCGGAGCAAAACUCGCUGGGAGUUGGUCCGGUUGUCGCUGCUGAUCGUCGGCAUCGAGUGUACGUACGCCACGGAGACCGCCCUCGUCGCACCGAUACUGCUCUCGAUUGGAUUACCGCACACGGUGAUGACGAUGAUCUGGGCGACACCGUCGAUCGCCGGUCUACUGUUUGCGCCAGUCAUUGCCUCUAUCAGCGAUAGGCUACGGUCACGCUGGGGACGCCGAAAACCGGUGCUGCUUGUGCUAGGGCUUUCGAUGCUGACGGGAAUGCUCAUCCUACCGCAUGGUCGAGCGGUCGGUCGACUGCUCGGCAUGACCAGUGUCGAGUGGCUAGCAUUAAUCACGACGGUUGGGCUGGUGAUGUGUGACUUCUCGGCGGAAACCAGCAAUGGACUUUGCCGUACGUACGCGAUGGAAGUGUGUACGAUCCGCGAUCAAACCCGGGUGCUCAGUGUCAUGGUGUUGACCGGUGGAGUUGGUGCCACGAUGGGUGCACUGUUUGGAGCGAUCGAUUGGAAUCGACUCGGUGUGGGCUACUACCUGGGUGGAAGCAAUGCGUCCGUGUUUGCGGCCAAUUGGAUCGUGUUGUUCAUCGGGCUGGUCGCGACGUUGAGUAGCUUCGCCGAGAUACCGCUACCGGUGCAGGAAGCCGAUCCACUGUUGCGUCCGGUGACGCAAAAGAUGCUGCAAGAUGAGGUGCGAAGGUUGAACGCGAAAGAUCCAUUAUCGUUGAGUGAGUUGGAUACCAAGGAGCAACUGGAACCACCGGGAGGGUUCCGCCAGUUUCUGCUCAACCUGGUGCAUAUGCCACGAUCGAUGAAGAUACUGUGCCUUACGCAGCUUCUCAGCCACAUGAGCUACUUGACCUACUGUCUGUAUUACACCGACUUUGUCGCAUCCACCGUCUUCGAGGGAGACGUUCGAGCUGGCGAUGGAUCACCGGCAUCGAACCGGUACGAGGAUGGGAUACGAUUCGCCUGCCUUGGGAUGGCCUUGUGCUCGUUCACCUCCUCGAUGUACUCGACAUGCAUCGAGCGGCUUAUCGAAAGGUUGGGCGCUAGGCCGGUGUACGUCUUUGGGCUGCUCGCGCACAGCUUCGGUAUGCUGGCGAUGGGACUGUUUCCCCACAAGGCGGUCGUGUUCCUGUGCUGCUCCUUGACGGGUGUAAUGUACGCCACCAUCUACUCGAUCCCGUUUCUGUUGAUCUCACACUAUCAUUCGAAAAACUGUUUUAGCGAGGUGGAUGGCCGGUUCGUGGAAAGUGUCGAGAAGCGUGGCUUCGGCGUGGAUGUCUCUAUGAUGAGCAGUAUGUUGUGUCUCGCCCAGCUCGUGGUUUCCCUUUCGAUGGGUGCAGUCGUCGAUGCUAUUGGAUCACCGUUGAUUAUUACGUUCAUCUCCUGCGGUUUCAUGAUUUGUGCAUCCGUAUCGGCGACAGCAGUACUGUACAUGGGGCUGUAAUCGAAACCAAUGACCGCUUCAGAACAUCUGAGAAGCAUUGCGCUACAUCA
Molecule: messenger RNA, 1628 nt
Organism: Anopheles darlingi
Lineage: Eukaryota; Metazoa; Arthropoda; Insecta; Diptera; Culicidae
Product: proton-associated sugar transporter A-like
Exons: 5
Coding region: 1-1578 (525 amino acids)
Biological process (GO): transmembrane transport
Cellular component (GO): membrane
Molecular function (GO): sucrose:proton symporter activity
Source: RefSeq, a predicted model, not a curated record